AUGGUUUGGUCAGCUCCAAAGUUUUUUCCUUUUACCAUAGAAAAUGAGGAAUUUGGUAAAGGGGGAUUCUGUUCUGCCCAUAAAGCAACCUCAAAUUCUCCAGAUUUCCAAAGAAAAGCAUAUGUUGUCAAAUAUUUCUUACAAAGCACUAAAGAUGUUAUAAGUGAGCUUGGUGAAACAGAAUUGGAACAUGCUAGAAAAUCUGUGCAAAUGCAGGCAUUGGCUAAACAUUUUGCUGAACAAUUUGAUGCUAAUGUGAAGAAGGAAGGAAAUGAAGAAGAGUUUGGAAAGACCUUUAGGUACUGUAUAUUAUUAGUAUAGGUAAUCCUGUGAUGGCAAGUACAAUUAGGGAUUACUAUGAUGAGUGAUGUUAGGAAAUUUUGCCAAAGUUGGAUGAGCCGCCAUUAUUUGUUUAUUAUUAGCAUAACAAAAUUGCAUCUACCAUCCCCUCAUUGUCAAGAUAAAAUAAUAAUCUCUAGUCAAAGUACAGUCCUGUCAGACUUUGAACUAAAAUUUGUUUGUGUUUUUAUUUAAUGCUUUUGCUUUAAGUUCCCUAUGGCAAUUCCAUUUGAGUGAAUUGUGUUGAUUCAAUAUGUUUCUGCCAAUUUGUUUUGAGAAAUAAUUGUACUCCUCUCAACCAAUCAGCAUCCAGUAAUUUUGUCAUGCUAAUAAUAAAUCAGGAAAUAAAAGCUAUAAUAACAAAAGGCAUGAAUGUUACAUGCUAAAUUAAACUAACUUAUCAUAUUUCAUUAAGAUAUGUCGACACUUUCCUGGGAAUCAUCAAUGAUUCACAGAAGGUUGUCACAAUCGAAGAAUAUGUGACAAGCAAUUUUGAGAAGUAUGUAAACAAUGAUGGUGUUCUUUGUGUGAAAAAGAAUGAAGACCAGCAAAAAAAGGCGGAGAGUCUUGUCCACUUUUCUUACAUCAAAUCCAGUAAGAAAUUGAUGCUUGUGGAUAUCCAAGGAGCAGGCUACAACCUUAUGGAUCCUGAGAUUGCUUCACUUACUGGGGCUUUUAAUGAUGAGAACAAUUUCCUAUUUUGUGCUGGUAACUAUUCAAAAGAGGCUUUUACCAACUUUUUAAGGCACAUAAGUGCAAUGCUUUUUCCAAUUUGUUAA
Molecule: messenger RNA, 1118 nt
Organism: Paramuricea clavata
Lineage: Eukaryota; Metazoa; Cnidaria; Anthozoa; Malacalcyonacea; Plexauridae
Source: the annotation of a GenBank genome assembly